Molecule: messenger RNA, 2664 nt
Organism: Styela clava
Lineage: Eukaryota; Metazoa; Chordata; Ascidiacea; Stolidobranchia; Styelidae
Product: nucleolar protein 56-like
Cellular component (GO): box C/D methylation guide snoRNP complex; small-subunit processome
Molecular function (GO): snoRNA binding
Source: RefSeq, a predicted model, not a curated record
UGUAUAAAUAUAUAAAUGAAUAUGUAACUGGGUUUACGUAAAUAAUAAAUAAUAAACGAUUUUUCGGUCGAAAUCUCCUCGUGGUCUCAGCGAGCAGACAGACGUAUUUGUGGCUGCGAACGGCGACAACAAGUUCUUGCAAAAUGUUGUACAUUCUGUACGAACACGCAACUGGAUAUUCGCUGUUUCAUGUGCAAGAAGUAGAAGAAGUUGGAGCACUGUUGCCGACAGUCGAGAGAGCAAUCACAGAUGUCGCUCUAUUCAAGACCAUUGUUAAAUUGAUUGCAUUUUCUCCAUUUAAGUCGGGAACUAAUGCACUGGACAAUGCUAACGCUAUUUCUGAAGGUAUUGUUCAUGAUGACUUGAAAUUGUUUCUGGAAACUAAUGUUCCAACUGGUAAAAAAGCAAAGAAAUCAGGGUUCGAACUUGGUGUGUCUGAUACAAGAAUAACGGCAACAAUACAGGAUGAACUUGGAAUCAAAUGUGCAGUUGGGGACGCUGUAACAGAAAUAUUCAGGGGCUUGCGACUACAUUUCGCAAAUCUUGUGAAGGGUUUGACUCCACAAGGUGAGGCUAAAGCUCAAUUGGGUUUGGCUCACAGUUAUUCCCGAGCUAAAGUCAAAUUCAAUGUGAAUCGUGCUGAUAACAUGAUCAUUCAAAGUAUCGCAUUACUGGAUCAACUUGACAAAGACAUCAACACUUUUUCAAUGAGGGUCAGAGAAUGGUACUCCUACCAUUUUCCAGAAAUGGUAAAGGUUGUCAGUGAAAAUUACCAAUAUUGUCGCAUGGUAAAACUGGUUGGAAAUCGCAAAAUAUUGUCAGGUGCUGAUGAAACUUUCAUUGAAAAAAUGGAUGAAAUCACAAUGGAUUCUACCAAAUCGAAGGCCAUCAUUGAUGCUUCAAAAAUGUCAAUGGGUAUGGAUAUUUCACCAAUCGAUUUGAUCAAUAUUCAGUCGUUUUCUGCAAGAGUUAUUUCUCUGGCUGAAUAUAGAAGAUCUUUAGUACAAUAUUUACACAGCAGAAUGGAAUCUGUCGCACCAAAUCUUGCAUCGCUCAUUGGAGACAUGGUUGGGGCUAGACUUAUCUCUCAUGCAGGCAGUUUAACAAACUUGGCUAAAUAUCCAGCCUCUACAGUACAAAUUCUUGGGGCGGAAAAGGCUUUAUUCAGGGCUUUGAAGACGAAAGGUAACACUCCGAAAUAUGGUCUUAUCUUUCAUUCAACAUUUAUUGGACGAGCUGCUGCCAAAAACAAGGGAAGAAUAUCUCGAUUUCUCGCAAAUAAAUGCUCAAUGGCUUCAAGAAUUGAUUGCUUCUCAGAGCAACCGAGCAAUAUUUUUGGGGAAAAAUUAAAAGAACAAGUGGAGGAAAGACUGAAAUUUUUCGAGACAGGCGAUACACCAAGAAAGAAUGUAGAUGUUAUGAAAGAAGCUAUAGCAGAGGCUGCUGAGUUUAUAAAAACAGAAAAAAUCAAUGGAGAUGCUGCUGACGAAUCGAUGAAGAAAAAAAAGAAAAAGAAGAAAAGAAAAUCAGAAGUGGAAGAAAUGGAGAUUUCUCAAAUUGUUUCUGAUGGAGAGGAUAAUGAGGCAGCCAGUCCUGCUAAGCGUCCUAAACUUGAGAAUGAAACAUCAGCACUUGACACUUCUGAGAAGAAAAAAAAGAAGAAAAAGAAAAAGGAAGCUGCUGAAAGCGCGGAAGAAAGUAUGGAAGUUUCGGCAAUCAAUGAUUCUGUAGUGUCAGUAGAAGGUGGCGAAAAUGACAAGAAAUCAAAGAAAAAGAAGAAAAAAGCAAAAGCUGAACAAUCGAUGGCUGACACGACGGCAGAUGAAACAAUCGGUUCCGUAGGUGAUCAGAGUAUGGGAAAGAAGAAGAAAAAAAAGAAAAAAGUUAACGGGUCAUCAUUGGAGGAAGAAGUUUCAACAGCUGAUGAUACUAACGCUUCUAUCGGAGAUGCUGAUUCAUCAAUGAAGAAGAAAAAAAAGAAAGCUGCUGCGGAAACCGGGAAAAAAAUGAAUGGUUCGUCACAUAAAGAACUGGAAGAAAUGGAGACUUCGGCAGUAAAAGAGAAAAAGAAGAAAAAAAAGGCGGCCGUUAUUGUGUCAGAAGUUGCCCAGGAUGCAGACAAAUCUGCCAAAAAGAAAAAAAGGAAAAGCCUUGAUGUUUCGAAAGCCGAAAUAUCUGCAAUCGGUGAUGAUUCUGUCCUUGAAUCUGGGGAAACUCCUAAGAAAGUGAAAAAGGCAAAGAAAAAGAAAAGUAUUGCUGUUGAUGAAUAAAGAUUUGAAUAAUCACUGCUAUUCAACACUGCCAAAAUGAUGUAAAAAUCGUGCAACUCUGUAAUAUACACUAAUAGAUGGUCGGUGGUAAGACUAACUUCCAAGUAAGCUUUAAUGGAUACUGUAGACUUCUCGUGUGAUGAUUCCAGUUCUUUCAGAAAUAUUGUGAAAACAUUCCCACAAGCUCCGUUCUGAACUGAGAGGGACAAAAUAUUUCUCUCAAAAGAACAAAAUAUUUGUGCCAAAUGAUUUUGCAUAAAAUAUUUCGAAUUGCAUUGCCUAAGGAUAUUUUGUAAAUUCUACCUUUGUAAAAAAUGCAACUGUUGGAAUUGAUUUGGAUUUCGUUUGGUGGAAUAUUUUAGCUGGUAAAAUUACAUUUGAAUUGUGAAUUGGA